CCCCAUUCCACGUCGCGAGCGCAUCUUCCCCGCCGACGCACGAGCGCGCCUCUUCGCCCUUCUUGAUGAACGCGUCGUCGAAAAACGCGUGACGGCCUGCGACAGACCACUUGCCUGUGCCCGACAAGAAUGGCACCAUCCAAACCGCGCGAACCUUCCAUCGAGCGUACCGACGAAUACGACGACUUUCUGCAAAAGCUCGAGGAAUACCACAAGAAGAGAGGCACCGUUUUCGACCGGGAGCCCAGAGUCGGCCCAAGACACAUUGAUCUGCUGAGGCUCUACAAGCGGGUUACUGCCGAGGGAGGGUACGACAGGGUGUCAGAUACGAAGAACAACAAACUCGCCUGGCGUAGGGUAGCAGGAGAAUUCUUUGGCCAGAGCUCUAAUGCUACGACGCAAGCGUUCCUUGUGAAAACCGCGUAUUACAAGAAUCUUGCCGCAUACGAGAUUAGCAAUUUCCAUCACAGGGAACCACCACCAAAAGAUAUUUUAGAAGACGUGUCUGCCAAGGGAGGCGACUUGCUCAAUCGCACGAGAGAGAACUUCCUCGGGCCCUCGAAUCGCGAACUGGAAAACCUGGCAAACGGUGAAGACAAGGAAAGCGACGACUCGGAAGACGAGCUGCAAAAAACACCAAAGGGAGACAAGAUGGACGUUGAUGAGCCCGGUAGUACAGGUGGCAGGAUAACUAGGGCCCUGCGUCAGGCACCGCCUCAACGGGUUCUCUUCCAGCCCGAAGUAUCUUCCUCCAGACAAACGCGUUCGGCCGGCCAACACAACUCUCCCACUCCCGGCUCAUCAAACAUGUAUGGACAGUCGAACGGACUUUACUCUGGUGGUAACAUCAUGAGCAUAAUCGCCAACUAUGAGCCGAAACCUGUGGUCCCCUCCAAUGUCAAACCGGUAGUAACGCCGAGUAAUAAUCCGGAGCAUUUCCGCAAUCUAAGGAACAGGCUGGCAAGUAGAGGCUCUAGGAGCCUUCCGCAGAACAAGGGCAUGAUGCUUCCAGGCACUGGAUUUACUGGCCCCAACAUCUACAUCCGCGCUCUUCUGGCACUUCAAUCCGGCAGCGUGGAGGAGCAGGCCUACGCUCUCCAUCAUCUUGUCAAAAUCUCGCAUGAGCGGGGCGACAAAUACCGAUUCGAUGGGUUUCCUGGUCUGGCCGAGGCUCUGAUUGCACGACUAUUAGAAGUCAGCACUUUGUUUUACGGUGUCCAUUGGGAUGUUUGUUACUCCGAGGAUGAAGCAUUGGAAAGGAACGACACACUCAAUGCCAUAAGUGGCACCGCAAACUUGCUCCAGAAAAUACGCUCGCAUCCAAUCUUAGAUUUUGCCGACGAGGUGCAACCGAGGGAGUUCAGCGAGGCGCUCGGACGGAUUAAUGAAGCCGGUCUCGUCAUGCGGAAUCUGGUCAUGCUGGAUGCCAACGCGCAAUACGUGUCCCAGCAAUAUCUUAUUCAAGAUUUCAUCACCAUCGCUCUCACUUUGCCGCCACGGUCGACAGUUAAAGAACUCAAGCACUACGCAUUGGAAAUCGCGGAACAACUGACCAGGUAUUGGAUCUUGGAUUCAGACCACCAUCUUUACCAAACCCUCCUGGCGCAAGUUGACUCAACGGAUCGUGGUACUAUUAUCACCGCAUUGCGGGCUUUGUCUCGCAUCGCCAUGAAUGCUGACCCUCGUUAUGAGCUCAAGAAUGUUCCGGUCCGCAUCAUUCAACAUAUCUGCGACUGGCUGCUUGUCGAGGAUGAACAUAUGCGUGAAGCCUGCUUAGACUUCUUGUACCUCUACACUGGCAGUGCUGAGAACGUCGAAGCGCUGACACAAAAUGUUGACGUAGAGUCGAUGGUGAAACACCUCGUCAGACUCUUGCUCUACAACGCGCAGACCAUGAGAACACCCAUGCAAUCCAAAUCGGCUGCAAAGCCUCCGUCACCAACUCCGGAGACUGCCCCAAAACUAGCAUUUGCCAUCAUUGAACAGCUCGUUGCACUCGAUGAACCUGAUCGUAGCUCUCAAUGGCUCAAAACAUGUUUUGAGGAAGAUUCAACCGGCGAAAUCACUCAGAUCGCUCUCUGGACAGCCUACAACGCAGCAUUCCAGGCCCCCAUCCAAACACUUACUGCCCAAAAUCAAGCUUCCUCGCUUCCUUCAACACCUGGAAGCUCCGCUCCGCCGGCUCCUCAAGCAACGAAGCCUCCAAAGCCCUUGAUGGCUGCCAAGGACUUCAUCACUAAUGUGUCAACCACGUUCCCCUCAGCGUCUGCUCAGGUCAUCACUGCUGGUGGAGUACAAAAAUACACGAUCAAGGGCAUUAGACCUCGAUCUGUUCCAGUCGACUUGAGGAAUCGGCCAUUCAUCAAGUGUCAAUGGCUCUCGCCACCAACAUUCCCUGCGGGAUCUCAGGCUAACGGAGAAGUUUGUGGAGAAUUCGCAAAGGAGUCAAAGCAGAUGUGGGAACACGUCCUAUCAGUCCACAUGGGUUUGUCUAAGGAUUCAGACGGAAAGUGGCAGUUGGACGAACCAGAAACCAAUGGCGUCAAGUCGGAAGGCAGCACGGCUAGUGCAACUGGCCGUAAAUAUGACUGUCGCUGGGGUGGCUGUCGGCAUUUUGUCAACUCUAACGCCACACCCACUGCUUUUGAGGUUGGUAUGCACGUGCAGACGCAUCUUCCGGACAGCUCUGAAAAGGCUCAACUGCGAAAUCAACAUAAUCAGUCUUCUGGUUCUCCAACGGCACCGAAGAUCAAUGCGCAGCCGCAAAUUCCUCACUUUCAGCCAAACAGUUACACGUUACUCAGUAGCGGUAGACCCGAUAGCUUGGGUGCAAGGGAUGGCACGAAAGGAGACUCAGGUCCGGACAUCAAGUGGCAUAACACCGCGCUUGACGAACGCAGUGUUGCCCAGAGUCUAUCUGGGGCAUCCAUGAUGGUGUUGCGCAAUCUCGCAAAGCGACUUGAUGACUUCGGUCAACAGAGCGAAACUGAUGGAGACGUUGCCAUGAAUGCCUCUCAAAACGAAGAUGGCUGGGUAAGAAAGGUCUUCACUCCAGUCAAGGACGAGUUGUUCUUUGUCAUGGCACACAAUCAGUCUCUCAAAGAAGGCAUGCACGAAUUGAUGAGGGAUAUCAGCAAAGCCGGGGCAUAAGCAUAAGCCCCUCAAUAUAUGGCUUCCUCGCCAAGCUUCAUUGGGUUGUACGAUAGCGAUGGCGUUAAUUGGUGCUGGGAUGGCUGUAUCGACACGAGUUUUGCAAGAAGGGAAGGUAGGGCCAUCGGUGCUGGCGUUCUCUCUCCAAAGAAACUAAUCGAUGGCCUCAUUGCGCGAUCUCCGCAAAGUUGGGGAGCGACAGCUCUUAAAAACAUGAUCAAUUUACGAAUAUCCAUUUUCUUGAUGCUGAAGUGCGGGUCCAAAUAGCUACUCAG
Messenger RNA from Aplosporella prunicola CBS 121167, 3425 nucleotides. RefSeq lists its product as uncharacterized. The record is from RefSeq and is a predicted model, not a curated record. NCBI's taxonomy places the organism in Eukaryota, Fungi, Ascomycota, Dothideomycetes, Botryosphaeriales, Aplosporellaceae. Bases 130 to 3150 code for a protein of 1006 amino acids. Gene Ontology annotation, molecular function: DNA binding. Gene Ontology annotation, biological process: regulation of DNA-templated transcription. The transcript is spliced from 5 exons.